Molecule: messenger RNA, 414 nt
Organism: Octopus bimaculoides (California two-spot octopus)
Lineage: Eukaryota; Metazoa; Mollusca; Cephalopoda; Octopoda; Octopodidae
Product: cytochrome c oxidase assembly protein COX19
Biological process (GO): mitochondrial respiratory chain complex IV assembly
Cellular component (GO): mitochondrion; mitochondrial intermembrane space
Source: RefSeq, a predicted model, not a curated record
GGAAUACUUUUCAUUAAGUUUGGAACCAUGUCAACUCCUUUGACAUUUGCAGGAAAGUUGAACGUGCGUCCUCCGGAGAAAGGCAGCUUCCCUUUAGAUCAUGAAGGUCAAUGUAAGAUGUUCAUGAUCAAAUAUAUGAAAUGUCUGAAUACAAACAAUAAUGAAAAUACAAAAUGUCGCCAAGAGUCCAAAGAUUAUUUAGAAUGUCGGAUGGAGAAUAACUUAAUGACUAAAGAAGAUUUCUCAAAACUUGGUUUCAAAAAGAAUACUUCUGAAAUUUCUUCUGAGACAAAAGAAUAAUUAUGACUGGCAAAAUUUAGGCUGGGAAGCUGUUGUAUAUAUUAUAGCAAAUUAUUUUAAGCCAAAUUAGAACAAAACUUUCUGUAUUUUACAAAUAAACUCAUAAUCCUGAAA